AGUCGCCCGCUGCCGGAAGUGGCGCGCGCUUUGGCGCUCGCGGGAAAACUCGUCUUGUGUCUGGGUGGCGGCGGGACCCUGGCUGCCAUGAGCCUCUGGGUGGACAAGUACCGGCCCUGCUCGCUGGCCCGGCUGGACUAUCACAAGGAACAGGCGGCGCAGCUGCGCAACCUGGUGCAGUGUGGUGACUUCCCUCACCUCCUAGUAUAUGGACCAUCAGGUGCUGGAAAAAAGACAAGAAUUAUGUGUAUCCUACGAGAACUUUAUGGUGUCGGGGUAGAAAAAUUGAGAAUUGAGCAUCAAACUAUCACAACUCCAUCUAAAAAAAAAAUUGAAAUCAGCACCAUUGCCAGUAACUACCACCUUGAAGUUAAUCCCAGUGAUGCGGGAAACAGCGACCGGGUCGUAAUCCAGGAGAUGCUGAAGACCGUGGCACAGUCACAGCAGCUUGAGACCAGCUCCCAAAGAGACUUCAAAGUGGUAUUAUUGACAGAGGUGGACAAACUCACAAAGGAUGCUCAGCAUGCCUUGCGCAGGACCAUGGAGAAGUACAUGUCCACCUGCAGGCUGAUCUUGUGCUGUAACUCCACGUCUAAGGUGAUACCCCCGAUUCGCAGUAGGUGCCUGGCAGUUCGUGUGCCUGCUCCCAGCAUUCAAGAUAUUUGCAGUGUAUUAUCCACUGUCUGCAAGAAGGAGGGUCUGGCUCUUCCUUCGAAACUGGCUCACAGGCUGGCAGAGAAGUCCUGCCGAAACCUCAGGACCUUGCUUAUGUGUGAAGCUUGCCGAGUACAGCAAUACCCUUUUACUGAAGACCAGGAAAUCCCCGAGACGGACUGGGAGGUGUACCUGAGGGAGACUGCAAAUGCUAUUGUCAGUCAGCAGACCCCACAGAGGCUCCUUGAAGUCCGGGGAAGGCUCUAUGAGCUCCUAACUCACUGUAUUCCUCCUGAGAUAAUAAUGAAGGUAAGUGGGCUGCUCUCCGAGCUCUUACACAACUGCGAUGGGCAGCUGAAAGGGGACGUGGCGCAGAUGGCGGCCUACUAUGAACAUCGACUGCAGCUGGGCAGCACCAUUUAUCACUUGGAGGCGUUUGUGGCCAAGUUUAUGGCACUUUAUAAGAAGUUCAUGGAGGACGGACUGGAAGGCAUGAUGUUCUGAUGCAGCUAGUGGUUCCUCCAAUACCUCAGAAGUCGCAUUUAUACAGAUUUGUACUGGGGCUGUGGGUAUAAUAAACUAACUUUAUUUACUAAAUUA
Molecule: messenger RNA, 1254 nt
Organism: Peromyscus leucopus (white-footed mouse)
Lineage: Eukaryota; Metazoa; Chordata; Mammalia; Rodentia; Cricetidae
Gene: Rfc3
Product: replication factor C subunit 3
Biological process (GO): DNA repair; DNA-templated DNA replication
Cellular component (GO): DNA replication factor C complex; nucleus
Molecular function (GO): DNA binding; DNA clamp loader activity; ATP hydrolysis activity
Source: RefSeq, a predicted model, not a curated record